This is a messenger RNA of Papaver somniferum (opium poppy), 1260 nucleotides long. RefSeq lists its product as uncharacterized. The record is from RefSeq and is a predicted model, not a curated record. Bases 1 to 1260 code for a protein of 419 amino acids. The transcript is spliced from 2 exons. NCBI's taxonomy places the organism in Eukaryota, Viridiplantae, Streptophyta, Magnoliopsida, Ranunculales, Papaveraceae. Gene Ontology annotation, molecular function: RNA-DNA hybrid ribonuclease activity; nucleic acid binding.
AUGGCUUGGAGGAUGAUACAAGAAAAGAACAAGAAAUGGGUGGAAGUUCUUAAAGCAAAACAUUUUAAAAAUGAAGAUAUUCUUCAAGAAGAGGUUUCAAGUAAAGGGAAUGAUAUCUGGAGAAGUAUAAGCACUGGAAUCAAAUGGGUGAAACAAUUUCAUAUUUGGCAGAUUGGGAAUGGGAAGAUAGUUUAUGCUUUCAGAGAUAAUUGGAUUGAAGGAUACACUGCAGCUCAAGUACAACAAAAUUUCUCUAACUAUGAGGAAUAUCCUUACUAUAUGAAAGUCGAUGAGUUAAUUGAUAGUCAUACUCAGAGCUGGAAUUUGAAUCUUCUUCAACAUUACUUUACUCAAGAUCAGAUAGAGAAAAUCAGUCACAUAAAACCUUCAAUGCAGCAAGAAGAUGAAAUGGUUUGGUCUCUAACUAGAAAUGGCCAAUUUACAGUUAACUCCACAUACAAGGCAAUUCUCUGUCAGCAAAAUCAAAAUCUGGUUAACAAAGAGGAGGAAGUUAAAUACAAUCAAAAUCAGCAAAUCAACUGCCAAAGAUGUAAUGAGGAAGAAGAAAAUAUCACCCACAUGCUGCUCAAAUGCAAUUAUGCCAGAGAUGUUUGGAAUGUUGUUGAUCCUCAGAUUGGCCAACAAGUUGAUAGCAUCAAUGAUAUACAACAAUGGCUAAGAAGCUGGAGCAACUCGAACAAUAAUAUUUGUUUCAGAAGGAAAACAACAGUUUAUCUAAUUACUGUUACUAUGUGGUUCAUCUGGAAAUCCAGAUGUGAGCUCAUUUUUAAUAACAGUAGAUAUCCCACCUCAAGCCUAAAACACAGGAUUUUAACUUACUGCACUGAGAAUAAAAUCCACAUAAAUCAGUCAGAAAGUACAAUCCAAGUUGACAGAAGCAUGAUAGGCAGAAAUGAAGCUAGUAGAGACUAUAAUAGAUGGUGUUCCCCUCCUAGAGGAAAAUUAAAAAUCAACAUUGAUGCUUCUAUUUUACCUAAUCAUAAUAUUGCUGGUAUUGCUCUAAUCAUAAGAGAUUUUACAGGGAGGAUGUUGGAAGCCUGGACGCUGGUAGAAAGAGUCAGAGAUGUCACCCAAGCUGAAGCAGUGGCAGUGCUUAAAUCUCUUCAGUGGAUUGUUCAGUUGCAGAUUCAGCAGGUCAUAGUGGAAGGAGACAACAAAGAAGUCAUGGAAAGUGUCAAGGGGCCUCAAAUUACUACAAGAGAGAGGAUGCCAAUAUUAUCAGAGAUUGUCAACAUCUAA